Messenger RNA from Nematocida homosporus, 303 nucleotides. RefSeq lists its product as uncharacterized. The coding region runs from base 1 to 303 and encodes 100 amino acids. The transcript has a single exon. Lineage: Eukaryota; Fungi; Microsporidia. The record is from RefSeq and is a predicted model, not a curated record.
AUGCCCUCUACUACCCCAUCUUCGCCAACUGACCACCUUCUAGCCCAACUAUCAGAGAUCAAAAACCGUUUAACUCAUCUUGCCCUUCAAAGAUCCCGGCUUGCUUCCCUUCCCACCCCAACUCUACCCCCUUUCUCUUGUUCACCCACCGAACUCCUCCGCAAAGUCUCUUCCGAAGAAGACUACCUCCUAACUGAGGCCCAGAAGCUCAUCCAAACCCUUCAAAACGUCUCACCAACUUCACUUGACCCUAAACGCUUCCCUAUAGUCCUUAAUUCAUCCCCCGUCUAUGGACCUAAAUAA